AGCGGAACGAGCGGUUAUCGUCCGCGCAACUCAUGUGGAAGAAAGCGGCGUGGCAUGAGACGUUAAACGUCAUAUAAAUUUUACUGUAGGCAUAUUAAUGUCGUUACGUGAAAUUGAUUUGCAAGCAGAAACAUAUUAUGAUUGUGAAAAUGGGGUUUACGAUUUAUUUACACACCACGAUAUCGACUUGAAACACAACAAACUAUCACUGUACCGUUGUUGGCGCGAAGCAGCAGAAUAAAUUGUAUAAGGUACUAGCGUUCACACACCACACGGUAAAUUAAUUUACAAGACGUUUAUUGUGAGUAUUUAUACGGCGCAUUUGUAAAGUGUACCUAUAGUAAUCGGAAGUAAUGCUUCAAUUUGUUACGAAAGCUUCUAAAACAUUGGCGAUUUAUAAUACUUACGAAAUUAAAUGUACUAGCAGUAGUAUAUGUAGAACAUUUUAUCAUUCUUUAGUUUUUUGGUUAAUUGUGAGCUUGGAGGAGAUAUCAUAUCACCUCACCUGUAAUUGUAUGAUUAUGGAAUUAGGGCUUACUCGUUGCGGCAUGUCUAUCACCUUGCAGCAGCGUGCAGUUUUAGCUUUAUGAAGCCGCACAAAUAAUACAGUUGCUUUCGAUUACGGCUGCAAUAAAUGCGAAGGGCAAAAGUAAUUAGUCAAAGGCCAUUGACACCAAUUAACGCAAAACAAAGCGCAGUGAAACUCUUUAAGACGAUUACCAAAUCAAACUCGAUCAAAUUGAAAACGAAAUUCUACGCAAUGCCGGAAGGUCAAAGAAAUCCAAUCUCAACCCUUCCAAUGACAACCGCAAUUAACCAGAUGCAGAGGUUGAUAAAAGUGUGAUUGCUAAUUAAAGUUGACACAGAAACACCAAUGGUGAAUUCAAAAUCUUCAUUUAUUCCGUCACGGCUGGGCUCUUGCAUUUAAGUUUAAAUGAUUGACUCUGUUUCAAUUUAGCUCAACAAGAAUGCAGCGGUUGAACGAAUUGCAACAAGAUUAUUUGAUUGUGAGAAAAUUUUAUGCUUUCCACAUUCCGAUAUCUGUAGCCGAGAAAACUGUUAGUGUGUUAUUUAAAGCCGUAGAGGGAAGUCCUGUGAUGAAUAAAACGCGUCAGGGCCGAAUGAACCAACUGGGUGGGGUUUUUAUUAAUGGGAGACCUUUGCCCAACCAUAUCCGGCUGAAAAUCGUGGAGAUGGCCGCGGCGGGCGUUAGGCCCUGCGUCAUCUCACGUCAACUACGGGUCUCGCACGGCUGCGUCUCCAAGAUCCUCAAUAGAUAUCAGGAAACUGGUUCAAUCCGCCCUGGUGUGAUCGGAGGAUCUAAACCGAGAGUGGCGACGCCUGAAGUUGAAAACAGGAUCGAAGAACUGAAGAGACAAAACCCAGGUAUAUUUUCCUGGGAAAUUAGAGAUAAACUUAUAAAAGAAGGAAUCUGUGAUAAAAACACUGCACCGUCAGUCAGUUCCAUAUCGAGGCUAAUAAGAGGAGGCAAAAGGGAUGAAUCAGAUCCUAGGAGAAAUCACAGCAUUGAUGGUAUUCUAGGACCCUCUUCUUGCGAAGACUCUGACACUGAAUCGGAACCUGGAAUUACGUUAAAAAGGAAGCAACGCCGAUCUCGAACAACUUUUUCUGGUGAUCAGCUCGAAGCCUUGGAGAGAGCGUUCACAAGGACCCAGUACCCUGACGUUUACACCAGGGAAGAGCUUGCUCAGAAGACCAAAUUAACUGAAGCCAGAGUUCAGGUAUGGUUUUCGAACAGAAGAGCUCGUCUACGCAAGCAACUUAACUCUCAACAACUCAGUGCCUUUAAUACGAUGUCCUUACAAUCCGCUUUCCCGUCAGUCCACCAGCAAUACGAGCCUCCAAGUAGUUUCAACGCUCAGUGCGCUUCUUGGCAGCAGUCAUAUUCCUCCGCACUAGGAUCAAGCUCCGUUCUGAACCCCGCCUUGGCUCCAUCUUUGCAUCAAUCAGCGUUAACGCCGUCAGUUUGUCAGUCAGCAUUAGCUGCUUCGUCCUUACACCCUCCUACCUCCAGUUCAUUCACAUCAGGAAACCUGACUCCGCUUUCCCACUCCUCCGAACUUGCCACGCCUCUUCAAGUAGCAGCCGAUGCUACACCUCCCAGUUCGAGUCCCACUGCUUCUAGUCCGUCAGUUAACCAGAGUGCUGGGAUAACCUACCAACACCCCACAUAUGCGAGUCCGAGCGACCCUGUAUCCCACCCUUAUGGCUACGGGGACUAUGCGAAACAAGAUCAUGCCAUGUCCGCACAUAAUCACUGGACCUCGAGACAGCUCAGCGGACAUGCCUCGAACAAAUUAGCCGAAGUCGGUGCAUGGCCAGAAAAUUAUAGUUCAUUCUUCGGCACGAACGCUCACUACGCGUCGCACGCGCACUCGCCCGGCGAAGCCAAGUCCGGGUACCCGUACUUAGGACAACUCGGCGGCAUGGAUAUGGGCAGAGUUCAUUAACCUUGUUUAAAAAUAUUGAACAAGACGUAUCUGAAAAAAAAAACAUUAAUUGGAAAAAUGAAUGAAUUUAUUCUUGAAGUAAUAAUACACCUCCAAAAUGUUGGUGCAUUUUUCCCCACGAAUAUAUUCUGAAUGUCUUUAUCCUGUGCUAUUUUGAAAAUAUGACUACGAAAAACAUAUCAAUAGUGCCUUGGUAAUCUGUUAAACUAAGUUAUCCUUUAAAACAUUGUGAGACUAAAUUAGCCUUACUGUAUAAAUUGUAUUAUAUUUACAGCUUUAUCUAGGUUAAGAUAGAAUUAAUAAAUUAAUUUUUCAUUUAGUUAAGGAGUUUUGGAGUUCCUCAUUAAUUCGAACUGACAAUAUUCUUCUCAGUUCUAAGAUGUAAAUAUUAACUAUACAGUUCGGCACACAUAUUGUUAAUAUCUCUUGUAUAAUUUCUACUAGUAUUCGUAGAUUAAAUAAAAUGUUGUUAAAUAUAUAAAUAAGUUGUUGAAUAUUAGUUAAGUAUGUCAUUUAUGAGUGAUUUUUGUGUACUGUACCUAUAUCAAAUCUAUUUACCUAUAUUACUAAAUCACGCUUCAAUAAACACGAUUGUUCCCACAAAAUGCCUUAUACUAAAUUGUAAUUAGACAUUUUACAUUAAAUAAUGACGAAUGUAUUUAUUUUAUAGGAGUUUUAUCAUAUAUGUAUAUAGAAUUAAGCACCCCUGUAAUAAUAAUUACUUAACUGAAAAUAAAUGAAUCCUAAUGCAAUGAAAAA
Molecule: messenger RNA, 3230 nt
Organism: Cydia pomonella (codling moth)
Lineage: Eukaryota; Metazoa; Arthropoda; Insecta; Lepidoptera; Tortricidae
Gene: gsb
Product: protein gooseberry
Exons: 6
Coding region: 969-2471 (500 amino acids)
Biological process (GO): anatomical structure development; regulation of transcription by RNA polymerase II
Molecular function (GO): DNA-binding transcription factor activity, RNA polymerase II-specific; RNA polymerase II cis-regulatory region sequence-specific DNA binding
Source: RefSeq, a predicted model, not a curated record